CGUAAGAUAUAGCUAUGGUUAAGCGCUACACGUUCGGGCUAAUAAGAUGGAUAUAUUUCUCUGCGAUUGCUAAACCCAUAUAUUAUCGAAGAGAUUUAUUACAUAUACGUGUAGGUCAGUACCUACUUAUAUCUGUACUUAUCUCAGAGUUAAACUACCUAUGGCCUGAACGUAUGUAUAAUUAUAUGUAAAAGUAUGUAAAAUGAUAGCC
Daldinia loculata is the source of this 211-nucleotide messenger RNA. RefSeq lists its product as uncharacterized. NCBI's taxonomy places the organism in Eukaryota, Fungi, Ascomycota, Sordariomycetes, Xylariales, Hypoxylaceae. Bases 15 to 191 code for a protein of 58 amino acids. The record is from RefSeq and is a predicted model, not a curated record. The transcript has a single exon.